Messenger RNA from Mustela erminea (ermine), 4030 nucleotides. RefSeq names its product neuraminidase 4 (gene NEU4). Gene Ontology annotation, molecular function: exo-alpha-sialidase activity. The transcript has 4 exons. Gene Ontology annotation, cellular component: lysosome; membrane; cytoplasm. NCBI's taxonomy places the organism in Eukaryota, Metazoa, Chordata, Mammalia, Carnivora, Mustelidae. Gene Ontology annotation, biological process: ganglioside catabolic process; oligosaccharide catabolic process. The record is from RefSeq and is a predicted model, not a curated record. The coding region runs from base 139 to 1578 and encodes 479 amino acids.
CCCUGGGACCCUGCCAGCUCCGGCUUUGGCCCACACAGCCGGCCAGCCCUUGUCUCCACCCUGCUCCCUGGGUUGGAGAAGCAGGCACUCCUGCCGUUGCCCCACAGCCGUUCUGCAGCCUCCCCGUGGUGCCUGAACAUGGGGGCCCCACGUGUCCCCGAGCGGACUGUGCUCUUCCAGCGCGAGAGGAGUGGCCUGACGUACCGUGUGCCCGCGCUGCUGUCUGUGCCCCCUGUGCCCACCCUUCUGGCCUUUGCAGAGCAGCGGCUCAGCCCUGAUGAUGCCCAUGCCCACCGCCUGGUGCAAAGGAGCGGUACGCUGGCCGGGAGCUCCGUGAGGUGGGGUGCCGUGCGCGUGCUGGCGACGGCGGCCUUGGAGGAGCACCGGUCCAUGAACCCCUGCCCUGUGCAUGAUGCCCACACGGCUACCAUCUUCCUCUUCUUCAUCGCGGUGCGGGGCCGCACACCCGAGGCCACACAGAUUGCCACUGGCAGGAAUGCUGCUCGCCUUUGCUGCGUGACCAGCCGGGACGCGGGGCGCAGCUGGGGCGCGGCCAGGGACCUCACGGAGGAGGCGGUGGGCGGCGCAGAGCAGGACUGGGCCACAUUUGCCGUUGGCCCUGGCCACGGCAUCCAGCUGCGUUCCGGCCGCCUCCUGGUGCCGGCCUACACCUACCGCGUGGACCGGAGGGAAUGCUUCGGCAGGAUCUGCAGGACCAGCCCCCAUGCCUUCACCUUCUACAGCGACGACCACGGUCGCACCUGGCAUCGUGGAGGCCUUGUGCCCAACCUUCGCUCGGGCGAGUGCCAGCUGGCUGCGCUGGAUGGUGGGCAGGCGGGUGGCCUCCUCUACUGCAACGCCCGGAGUCCCCUGGGCAGCCGCGUGCAGGCAUUCAGUACAGAUGAGGGUGCUUCCUUCCUGCCUGGGGAGCUCGUGCCGGCACUGGCUGAGACCUCCUGGGGCUGCCAAGGUAGCAUCCUGGGCUUCCCUGGCCCGCUCCACUCUCUAAGGGUUGAGAGAUGGUCGGCAGAUGCCAGGAACCACCCCCAGUCCCCACGCCUCUGUCCCAGAGUCCGGCAACCCUCAGAGGAGGGUAUUACAGACACCCAAGGGGACCAAGGGCUCAGCGGGAUGGAGGGAUGUAGGUCCAGCCCUCAGGAGCCUGGCCUGGGGCCUGGGCUCAGUGGGACCAGGGGCCCCUGGGCCCCAAGACUCCCUUGGCUCCCUGCUACCCUGUCUCAGAGCCCCACCUGGCUCCUGUAUUCCCACCCGGUGGGACGCAGGGCUCGGCUGCACAUGGGAAUCCAUUUGAGCCGGUCCCCCCUGGACCCCCACAGCUGGACGGAGCCCUGGGUGAUCUACGAGGGCCCCAGUGGCUACUCUGACCUGGCCUCCAUCGGUCCCACCCUCAAGGGAGCCCUGACCUUUGCUUGUCUGUAUGAGAGUGGGGCCAGGGUCUCCUACGAGGAGAUCUCCUUCUGCAUGUUCUCCCUCGCUGAGGUCCUGCAGAAUAUGCCGGCGGGCCCCAAACCUCGCAGCCUCGGGGGUAAGCCUCAGGAGCGCUGCCGGCCUUCCUGAUGGGCCCUCUCGCCAGACCCAUUUGUAUGUCUCUAACACUGUGCUUUGAAAUAUGACGCAAAAGCAGACAGACCUAGAGGAGAAAAUAGAGCCAUAGUUGUAGUGGAAAAUUUUAGACCGAUAGAGCAAACGGACAAAGUCAGUGAGGAUACAAAAGAUAUGGUCAGGCUGAUGGGCAGACCUUACUAAAUGGACACACAGAGAACCCAGCAGGAGAUAACCGCGUUCAAAUACACCUGUUUACACCUGUUCAAAUACACCCACGUGUAAAAACUGACAUCAUGCUGGAUCAUGAAUUCAAGUCUCUAUAAGACUUUGAAGGAUUGACAAUUACCGUGAAACUGAGCUAGAAAUAAAUGCGAAUGGAAAGGAAGUCUUCCUUGUGAAGAUUUCUGAAAAUUGAGAAACAUGAUUCUGAAUUGCUCCUGGCCCAAAGAAGCAGGUCUGGUGAAAGUGAGGAAAGAGUCUGAAAUUAAUUACGUGAACACUGCACGCACUGUGCGAGAGGGGCUGAAGCGAGGGCCGCCGCCGCCCCACCGUAGUGGGGGCAGGAAACUGAAUCCAAGGGGGAGGACAAGGAAGAGAACAAUCAUGAGCAAACCUAGAGGGUUUGAAAAAUCAUUGAAAAAUCAUACGGUAGAGGGAAUAAAGAGAGCCAAAGCCAGGUUUUUAGAAAACUGAUUAAGCUGAUAAUCUUGUUGAGACUGGUGAUAGGAAAAGAGAACUGUGAAUAAGCCGCAUCAGGAAUGGGAGAGGGUGUGCGGGGCUCCUCCAGAUGUUCAAGAAGAUAUUAGGAACCUUUUUAUGCCAAUACACUUAAAAAUUUAGACAAGAUGCACAAUUCCUGGAAAAAUACAACUUAUUAAAGAAGAAAUAGAAAAUAGGAAAAACCCUAUUAAAGACCCCAAAUCCCUCACUGAAAGUCUGCACACUAGGAGAGGAGAGUUUUGGGUGGCCCAGCUUCCCCGUGAAUUCUGCCGGGAGUCUCAGGACCAUCUGUGCUGGUUUACUGGGUAGAUUCCUGUGUGGGAAGCUGUCUCUCCAGUCUUCCAAAGUGGUGGUACUUUUUUUGGUGAGUGUCUGUUUAGAGCUUUGCCUCUUUUUCAGUUGGGCUGUUUGUCUUCUCACUGUUGAGUUUAAGAGUUGUUUGUGUAUUUUGGCAACUGAGAGUAUGGAAAAAUGCUCCAUAUCCUGUGUCAGGGGAGGGUCCUGCGGCUCGCUUAGCAGAAUGGGCAGGAUCUGGAGCGCUGCCAGCACCACCUGCUGGCGAGGGUGGGGACGUCCCGGCAGGACUGUCCCUCCCUCGGGCAGAGGGCGGGACAGGGUAGCCACCAGGAACAAUUUGGUGGUUUCUUAUCAACAACCACCUCUUAUAAUAGGAUGUGGCAGUUGUGGUCAUUGGUGCUUAUCCAGAUGAACUGGAAACUCAUGUCCACACAGAAACCUGCACAUGGGUGUGCAUAGUGACUUCAUUCGUCAUUGCCGGACCUUGCAAGAAAUCCGGAUGUCCUUUGGAAGAUGAGCGGACAAGCUGUGGUCCGUCCAGACAGAGAAGACAUGGAGAACCCUGAACUGUGUACCACUGAGUGGAAGUGUGCCCUGUGACCCCAUAUGACAAGAGACGGGUGGUUGCCAGAGUUUGUGGGGAGGAGGGAUAAACAGGUGGGGUGUAGAGGACUCCUAGGGCCGUGGGAUGACGUUAUGUGAUGCUCUCAUGGUGGGGACGUGUCACUGUGCAUUUGUCCAAACCUCAGGGUGUGUGACACCGAGAUGAAGCCCUGAGUGAGCCAUGGCUUCGGUUGAUAAUUCUGUAUCGCCGUUGAAAUCAUCAGUUACAACAUUGUACCCCAUUAACAGGGGAUGUGACCCCAGGGGAAAUUGUGUGUCCAGCUUGACCUUGGAUUCCUCACUGAAGGUGGCCAGCUCUUGGCUCCAGCUCUGUAGACCAGGAAAGGGUAGCCCAGGUCGUGGGAGGGCUCGUCCUCCUGGGCAGAGGGGCUCCAAGUGCAGGGCUCAGGUGGGCCCUGGCUGUGAGGGCGGCCACAUGCCUUAUGCUCUGGGUUCCCUGCCUCGGGCCUCAUUUGAAAAGCCCAGGCUCACCCCCCCUCCCUGUUCCUGCCACCACCGCCAGUGAGAUGCUCGGGGCUGGCAGGGAGGGACCUGCUGGGUGGGCGUGGGUGGGGGUGGGCGAGAUGCCCCAGCCUGGGUCGUUGACACAUGGGGCUGGGGCAGAGCAGGGGAUGGAAAAAGUGAGUGGAGGCGGGCUGCAGAGGCCGUGUUCCGGGAAGGUGAGCAGCAAAGUGCUGACUGUGCCUGGCUGGCUGGCUUCUCAUCGCUGCUGCCAGUGGGUGGCCCGGCCGGUGGCUUGGCGAGGCCACUGCUUCCUGCCCUCUCUGCUGUGUGUGUUUUGUCUUUUUUUUUUUUUUUUUUAAGAUAAUGAACUCAUUUGUUU